AACAGUUAAUGUGUCACAGUACAAUGUUCAGAUGGCCAAAAAUUAUGUCAAAAUUAUUCAAAGAGACAUCAAUUGAGUUGCGCAAGAAGAGGGAAGAUGCUGAAAAUAAACUUGUGGAAAGAAUUAAUAUGUUGAACAGAAUUUUAGACGGUUGUUAUUUUAAAGUUAAAAAUCUGCCUUUAACUCAGGAAGCAACAUUAAGUGAAUCAAGGGAUGCUGUUGAAAAUCUGCGAUAUCUUCAUGAAUCCUUAGUAGAAGCCAAAGAAGCAUUAGCUGUUAUAAAUGAGGAGGAAAGGUUAUUGGGCCAUGAUCUCACUCUUCAUCCAUCUAUUCCAAUAAUGUUCCAAGAAAAAGAACCAUAUGAGAAACUGUGGGUUACAUCAUAUGAAUUUUUUAAAAAUUAUGAAAUUUGGUAUUAUGGUCCAUUUCGGGAGCUGAAUGCAGAAGAAAUUCGAGAUCAAGUUGACGAUAUGUGGAAAGUGAUGUUCAAGCUUAUUAAAACAUUUGCUGGUCAGCCUGAUACUAGGACUAUUGCUGAGACUAUGAAAGAAAAAAUAGAAGCCUUUCGAAAUUAUGUCCCUCUUCUGUUAGCUAUUUGCAACCCUGGUAUAAAGCCUCGACAUUGGAAAUAUGCAAGCAAGUUUUUGGGUUUUAAAAUUUUACCUGGCCCUAAAGCAACAUUAGAAGAUAUGAUAAGAGUUGGGUUGAAUCGUCAUAUUGAAAAAGUAGAAGAACUGUCAACAACAGUGUCCAAAGAAUUUACUUUAGAGAAAAAUAUGGCUAAAAUGAAAGAAGAGUGGAAGGAUAUUGAAUUUGAAUUCAAGCCAUAUCGAGAGACUGGUGUGCCUAUUUUAUCUGCUGUUGAUGAUAUUCAAGUUUUGCUGGAUGACCAUAUUCUUAGAGUUCAGACGAUGAGAGCAAAUCCUUUUAUAAAGCCUUUUGAAGAUGAAAUAAAAUUGUGGGAAGAGCAACUACUUUUAGUGCAAGAUGUUCUCGAUUCAUGGCUGAAAUGCCAAGCUACAUGGCUUUAUCUGGAGCCCAUAUUCAGCUCUGAAGAUAUCAUGCAACAAAUGCCUGUUGAAGGAAGAAAAUUCACAACUGUGGAUAAAAGCUGGAGAGAGAUUGCUGUUAAAGCUGCUGCUGAUCCUCAUGUACUAGUGGCUACUUCUCAUCCAAAUAUGUUACAGACUUUGCAAAAAUGUAAUGUUCUUCUAGAUGAGAUACAAAAGGGCCUGAAUGAUUAUCUGGAAAAGAAAAGAUUGUAUUUUCCUAGGUUCUUCUUUUUAUCAAAUGAUGAACUUCUGGAAAUCUUGUCUGAAACUAAAGAUCCUCAUAGAGUUCAACCUCACCUUAAAAAGUGCUUUGAGGGUAUAGCGAGAUUGGAGUUUACAAAAGAUAAUGAAAUUAUUGGCAUGAUAUCUGCUGAGAAAGAAGUAGUACCUUUAUCCAAAAAAAUAGUUCCUGCUGCUGCAAAAGGCAUGGUCGAAAAAUGGUUAGCUGAAGUGGAAGUGAGUAUGGUUCUUAGCUUAAAAGAUGUGAUUGGAAAAUCACUAGCUUCUUACCCAGAACUACCUAGAACUGAAUAUGUGUUGAAAUGGCCAGGACAAGUGGUAAUUUGUGUUUGCUCUGUUUUCUGGACAGCAGAAGUUGCAGAAGCAUUGGAAAAUAAUACUAUUGUGAAAUACUGGCAGCAGUGCAAUCAACAAAUUGACGAUAUUGUUGCUCUUGUGAGAGGAAAACUUGAACCAAAUAAAAGAUUAACAUUGGGAGCAUUAAUUGUAAUUGAUGUCCAUGCUCGAGAUGAAGUUGCCAAAUUAGCUGAACAGAAAAUUACUGACGUGAAUGACUUCAACUGGAUAAGUCAACUUCGUUACUAUUGGGAAAAUAAUACUAUCAUAGUACGAAUGAUUACAACUGAUCUUGAAUAUGGAUAUGAAUAUCUUGGAAAUACACCUCGAUUAGUCAUAACACCAUUAACUGAUCGUUGUUAUAGAACUCUCAUGGGAGCACUUAAACUAAAUCUUGGUGGUGCACCUGAGGGACCUGCUGGAACAGGUAAAACUGAGACAAGCAAAGAUUUAGCAAAAGCUGUGGCUAAGCAGUGUGUAGUGUUCAACUGUUCUGAUGGGCUGGAUUUUAAAGCAAUGGGAAAGUUCUUCAAGGGAUUAGCACAGUCUGGAGCAUGGGCUUGUUUUGAUGAGUUUAAUCGCAUUGAACUUGAAGUGCUGUCUGUUGUAGCACAACAAAUUCAUAGUAUACAGCAUGCAAAAGCUCAGAAGUUAAAGCAAUUUAAUUUCGAAGGCACAGAGCUGUCACUGAAUCCAUCUUGUAAUAUGUUCAUUACCAUGAAUCCUGGCUAUGCUGGUCGACAAGAACUACCUGACAAUUUGAAGGUUUUAUUUAGGACAGUUGCUAUGAUGGUUCCAGAUUAUGCACUCAUUGGGGAAAUUUCAUUAUAUUCAAUGGGUUUUGUUGAGGCUCGCAGUUUAGCUGGGAAAAUUGUGGCAACUUACAAAUUAUGCUCAGAACAAUUAUCAUCACAACAUCAUUAUGAUUAUGGUAUGCGUGCUGUCAAAUCUGUUCUUACUGCUGCUGGAAAUCUUAAACUGAAAUAUCCUGAAGAGAUGGAAGCUAUUUUAGUCCUUAGGGCUAUUAAUGAUGUAAAUCUGGCAAAAUUUCUUGCACAGGAUGUCCCUCUAUUUGAAGGCAUUAUUUCUGAUUUAUUUCCUGGUGUUAUUCUUCCCAAACCAGAUUAUGCUGUCAUUACAAGCUUUAAAAUGAUAAAUACGAAUAAAUCUGCGCUGUUUCCUUGGUUUAGAAUAAAAUUAUACAGUUUGUUUUUUGGGCUGUACGAAAUGAUCUUAGUUCGACAUGGUUUAAUGAUAGUUGGUGAUCCUAUGGGUGGUAAAACAUGUGCAUAUCAAGUAUUAGCAGCAAGUUUAACUGAUAUUCACCAGCUUGGUCCUGAAUGUGGAAUAGAGGAAAAUAAAGUGCAUUAUCGAAUUAUAAAUCCUAAAGCAAUAACAAUGGGUCAGUUAUAUGGAUGUUUUGAUCCAGCAUCUCAUGAAUGGACUGAUGGAGUUUUGGCUAAUACAUUUAGAGACUAUGCAAGUGAUCAAUCUGAGGACAGAAAAUGGAUAAUGUUUGAUGGUCCUGUUGAUGCAGUAUGGAUAGAAAAUAUGAAUACUGUUCUGGAUGACAAUAAAAAGCUGUGUCUGAUGAGUGGAGAAAUAAUCCAAAUGAGUUCAUCCAUGAAUCUCAUUUUCGAACCUGCUGAUCUAGAACAAGCUUCCCCUGCUACAGUGUCUCGUUGUGGUAUGAUAUAUAUGGAACCGCAUCAGCUUGGAUGGAGACCUUUGAAAGAUUCUUAUUUGAAUUCUCUAAUGGAAUUGAAGCUCUCAGAAGAAUGUAUUUCUUUGAUUGAUGAUUUGUUUGAGUGGUUGGUAGAACCUUGCUUAAUUUUUAUAAAACAGCAUUGUGUGACCUUCCUUAAAACUUCAGACAUCCAUUUGGUUUAUUCUUUAAAGAGACUUUUUGAUUGCUUGUUAAAGGAUAUGUUAGCUGCUCAACCUCGAGAUUUGGAUGAAGCAGUUCGAAUUGUUGAUACUUUACGUGGUAUUCAAGCAUUCUUCAUUUUUUCACUUGUUUGGAGUAUUGGAAGUACUAUGAACAGUAGCAGUCGAAUACAAUUUGAUGGAUUCUAUCGAAAUUUACUGAUUGGUAAUUUCGAGGAAUACCCUAAGCCUAAAUCAUUCAAAUUAACUAAACAACAAAUUUUCCCUGAAAAUGGAUUGGUUUAUGAUUACCUCUUCAAUGAAAAGACUAAUUCAUGGAUUGGAUGGUUAAAUACUUUAGACAAGGAAGAACUUGAAUUACCACCAGAUGCCAGGUUGAAUGAAUUGAUUAUUCCUACAAAUGAAACAGUACGUCAAAAAUUCAUGUUGAAAAUGUACACUUCUCAUGAUAUACCUAUACUUUUUGUUGGACCUACUGGAACCGGAAAAUCAGCAUUAACUAACAAUUUCUUAAUGCACCUUCCAAAAGAAAAAUAUCUCCCCAACUGCAUUAAUUUUUCUGCUCAGACAACUGCUAGUCAGACUCAAGACAUUAUUAUGAGCAAACUUGACAG
Molecule: messenger RNA, 4129 nt
Organism: Stegodyphus dumicola
Lineage: Eukaryota; Metazoa; Arthropoda; Arachnida; Araneae; Eresidae
Product: dynein axonemal heavy chain 3-like
Biological process (GO): microtubule-based movement
Cellular component (GO): dynein complex
Molecular function (GO): ATP binding; dynein intermediate chain binding; dynein light intermediate chain binding
Source: RefSeq, a predicted model, not a curated record